Tripterygium wilfordii is the source of this 1618-nucleotide messenger RNA. RefSeq lists its product as uncharacterized. The transcript is spliced from 4 exons. The record is from RefSeq and is a predicted model, not a curated record. Bases 557 to 1408 code for a protein of 283 amino acids. Lineage: Eukaryota; Viridiplantae; Streptophyta; Magnoliopsida; Celastrales; Celastraceae.
AAUCCUAGUUGAUUCACAUGUCAACGAGGAUUUGGAAGCACAAGAUGAGCAGAUAAAGAUGGCUGGACAGACCGAGCGAGAAAUAGAGAGGGUUCUUCUUCGACGAACUGUGUGAAAAGGAAGCUCUUUUUUCUGCUCACCGUAACCACCUCUCUGUUUGAUCUUCAGCUCCAUCAUCAGAUGAUUAAAAACCCCAAGGUUCUUGUGCGAAUCCAUCCUGUGAGUCACUUGUCCUCAUCUCCACCAUAUUAAAUUUUUCCUAUUCCUUUUGUCUAUCUGACGCGCGACAUUGAAAUGAAUUUGGGAGUUGAGUUUAACAGAAACUGCUGGCGACCAAAACUUUGUUUUUUGGGAGAGGAUAAUUGCUGUGUCAAUAAGUCCUAUCAGGGGAAGGCACCAAGGCCAACAGAGAAAUUAUACAUGAUUGUUCAGAGCGUAUUGGGGCAGUUAUUGGGGAUUUCAUAGCCUCCUUGCACCUGUCACUUAGGUCGUGUAUGCAAAAGCCAUAAACUAUGAAAGAUGUAUCAAGGGAUGAGUUGUCAAUCUCUUCUACAAGAUGCAUGGAUUCUCCACUGUUGAUGGCUUUGUGGAGUUAAAUGAAUGCUUGGCAGAGAUGAUUAAAUACAUCGCAAAUGAACCCUCAGUGGGGCUGUACUAUGUACAGCAGCACACACAAAACGCUGUACCUAAUGUCAUUAAUCUCAAGAAUCAUGUGGUGGAAAAAUCUCGAGAAACAACAUUGCAUACUGAAGACUUGGAAGAUUCCAUAGCCAUGGUGGGCUCAAUGAAGGAGUGUGGUUUCCCCAUUGCUGACGAGAUGAUUAGAGACAUUGGGAAAUCUUUAGCAAUCAUGUCAAAGAAGCAACCUAGAAGAGGACUAAUCCAUAAUCCGUCUUCUGGUUUUCAUGUGGGAAGAAGCAGUUCCUGGGGUCCCUCAAUGUGGGGCCGUACUGCAGUUUCUUCCCGGCAGAAUGACCAAACAAAAGACAGUUAUUUUUCAACGGUGUUCAAGUCAGCAAAACAAAAGGCCAACCAUUUCAAGUGGCCUCAACUUGAUCCCAAAGAACUUGUCCAAACCAAAGGCGAUAAGCUACUACAAAAGCAUAGUAAAUCAGUAUCAGUCACAACUGCCAGCAGUGGUUUAUCUGAGCCAGAUGUGGAAGCUGAUGAGCUGCCUGUGUCAAGUCAGGCUCCAAACGAGCUAGAUGAAGAGGGCGAGGAAGAAGAAGAUGAGAAAGAAGGGAUUGAGAAAAUAAGCUUGCCACUUGAUACUAUUCUGCCAUCUCUGCCGGAAAAUUAUGAUGAGUUCAAGGCUAACAAAGAAGCAGAACUAGAGGAGUGGUUAGAAGGGACUGGUGGCAGCUUAAAUGGUGGCCUGAGAUCAGGUGAGGAUGAGGGGCAUCCUUGAAGAAGCUCUUGCCUUGUAUACUCUCUUGUUUAUUAUACAACUAUAUUUUGAUACUGAUCAUAAACAUAUGUGUUCAUGGCUCUCCGGUAAUUUCUUCAUUGGGUUUAGGGUAGUCAGUAAAUUUAUCCGCUCAACGGUUUGGUGGUUUAUUGCACGCUAAACUUCUCCAAAUUGAAGCAAAGCAAGCUGAUAUUUUCUUUGUUGUUUGAA